Molecule: messenger RNA, 4315 nt
Organism: Zophobas morio
Lineage: Eukaryota; Metazoa; Arthropoda; Insecta; Coleoptera; Tenebrionidae
Product: CREB-regulated transcription coactivator 1-like
Exons: 14
Coding region: 619-2295 (558 amino acids)
Biological process (GO): protein homotetramerization; positive regulation of transcription by RNA polymerase II
Cellular component (GO): nucleus; cytoplasm
Molecular function (GO): thiosulfate-cyanide sulfurtransferase activity; cAMP response element binding protein binding
Source: RefSeq, a predicted model, not a curated record
UUGUGCAUGAACCCACGAUGAAUUAAUUGUUACAACAAAAUUUAACUUUGUAUUUGUCACAAUACAAAUACGCACGACAGUUAACGAAUAUGUAUGGAACGCAACACACGUACGAACUUUAAACGUAAAAACUUGUAGUCAUUAUUCUGUUUAGUAGUUCUCAUAUAUGUUCUCAUAAAAGAAAAGCGUCUUUUAUCUUCGAAUAACAGUUGUCAGAGUCAACAAUAAUUAACAACACGUAUCGCAGACCUCUUCAACAUUAUUAUAAUAAUUACAAAUGUCAGUUCGGCGAUUGUUGGUAUUUGACACUUAACGGUAUGUCAGCUGUCUAGAUCGUAAUUAAUGGGAGAUUCGAGGUUAUGAGUGGUGCGACGUUAUUGACAUUACAACACCCAACAUAAACGCAAGUGCGGAAACAUGGAGCGUAAAUCUGUUUGUGAUAAAUUCUUGUGAGCGCGUAGUUCGCGAUGGUGAAAGAACGAUGCUGCAAAAUUCGGCAACACAAAAUCGUCGAAAAAACUGCUAACAAAGAUAUCGACUGAACGCGACCCUGAACAUCGCGUCUUGUCGCGAGCAGAGCCGCCGCCGCGCAGUGUAGUGAGCAAAUGUUUAGCAAUCAUGGCGAAUCCGAGAAAGUUUAGUGAAAAAAUAGCCCUUCAUACUCAUCGACAAGCCGAGGAAACGGCCCGAUUUGAGCAAAUUAUGAAAGAAGUGUCGGAUGCAACGGCUAGGGUGGCACCUGAUAGAAGUUCAUCUAAAAACACGCUUCGUAUCAACAAUCAAACAUUGGGUACAUUCCGCGGUGGUUCUCUACCCAAUGUAUCCGCGGGUGUUCCUACUGUCAAGUCAACUUGCCAAAACACAGAAUCAACAAAGGAUGAAGCGGCAAAUGCCAACAUGGUAAAUUAUCGACCGGGCAGUAGAGCACGUUCUCAAGGAGGACCAAUUCGAAGGCCUCAUGACAGAAGGCUAGACACAUCACCCUAUUCCAGUAGUACAUUUUUAAGUCCUCCGCACGAUACAAGUUGGAGACGUACACAUAGUGAUUCCGCAUUGCACCAAAGUGCUAUGCAGGACAUGAAUUCCGAACGAAACGAAAACUGUAAUAAUAGAUGGAUGUUGCCAAAUAUGAAUGGCCCAGAAAGAAAUGAGGGACGACCGAGGUCGAGUUGCGAGGUUCCUCGCGUACCUGGUAUACACAUAUAUCCUUCAGCACAUGUACCGGGAGCUGUCCAAAUACCCAUUGGCGGUAAUAAUACGGGAUCUCUACCGGAUUUAACCAACGUAAAUUUUACGUCGCCGAUCCGCGUACCCUUAGAUCAAGACUUAGAUCAAGGGAGUUCACCAUAUAGUUCUAGUCCUGUAAAUGCAAGUCCAUCUACUUUAUCCCCCACAAGUAUACCUCAAGGAGUACGACAAGGCCGUUUUCAUUUUACACAUCCAUCACACGCACACUCGAAUCAUUUAUCAGUUCCUAAUAGAUAUCCCAAUCAUCCAACUAAGAGUAUGCCGCUAGAUAGUAAAAGUAUAACCGGUUUAGUUGACGGCACGGAUUUCACACAAUUAACCGGUAUUCAAGGAUUAUAUCAACAAUGUCCGCCCACUUCAUCUUCACCAACGUUACCACAAGCGUCAGGUUAUAGGAGUCCGUGUCCGAGACCCAGUCCACAGUCAUCACCUAGUUUAGGAGGACGUCAUUCGGCACCAUGUAGUCCGGGUGCUCCAAGUCCCGGUGCUCCUAGUCCACUUCCCAAUGAUUAUAACAUUUUCAGUCAACACCAAUUUCAACAACAUUUCGAACAAUUAUCAAUGGGAGUGGAUUGGGCGCAGUUGGUGGCAAGCCUAUUGGAGUCAGGCUGCACCUGGAGCGCACAGUUGCAGUUGGACCCGCCUGUUAGUAGUGUAUCAUAUGUAGAACAGCCUUCUGGACAGUUAACACAAACACAUAGCCAAACAGCGCCAGAAGUUUCCACUGUGGGCAGCAUAGAAUUAACGUCUGAUCCAGGGUAUUAUAGCACGUCACCAUCACAACUUGUUUACCCGCCAAGUCUGCACACUACACCAAAUACUCCGACCAGCAUACCAGAUAUUAUAUUGACAGAUUUUUCAUCCGCGACCGACGAAAUAUCAAGGCAAGAUUUGAACAAACAAUUGGAAAACGAUUUUUUCUCGGAAGAAUCAUUGCGUGAAAGCCUCGAACCUUUGAAUUUUGAUGAGCUGCAGAUGUUGACGGACCCUACAAUGAGUCUUAUACCCGACGGUGUGGAAGAUGGUUUUCGAUUAAAUCGUUCAUAACAGUGAAAUGCACUGCCAAAUAUUCUGUAGGUUCUUAUUGUCAAAAGGCAUUGUAAGAGCAUUUCAAAUAAUUCAAGAAUUUUUAAAUUUGUGUUAUCUGAAAUAUGAACUAUUAUAAGUGUGAUCGUUAGAUUUAGUGACUUUUCCAGAAGCGUGGCCAACAUUACACAUGGAAAGCAAGACCUACAAUGGUAUUUCAUGUUUAGAUUUUUAUUUUGUAAAAUUUUCAAAGAAAAACAACUGUUUUUUGAUAUUAUUAGCUUGCAAUUACAAUGAUUUGGAAAAUAUAGGAACAUUUUUUGAAAGACUGACAAACAGUUGAAGACUGUUAUAAACGAAUUUUGGAAGUUUAUCAUACUUUCACAACUUUGGUUUCUUUAGUAAAUUCUUUAUGCAUAGAUAUAAUUAAGCACAUAAAUUUUAUAAUGAAAACGUCAACAGAUUUUUUUUACAUAUACAUAUGAUUAGAUAAACAAAUCUGUUAGAACUAGGUUUAUAGGUGUUUGUACAAAUAUAAGUUUAUUUAGUUUCUAAGUUUAUCGUAAUUCGGAUUGAAACUUUUAAAAAGAUGGUUUCUUUGUACAUUUAAAUUUUUUUAUAACUCGUGGAAAUCGUCGUUUUAAAACUUGUUAGUGUUGUGUAAAAUAGAUAGCUAAUUAUCUUUAGUCUUUUUAAGAGUGACACUUUAGUGCAAUAUAAUUUUUGCAGUCAUUUUUAUUUUAUAUACGAAAAUAUAAUGUUGAAGUACUUGAAAUUUUUAUUUAAUUUUUUUAUUUUAGAUUUUUCUACAAGUUAAUUAAAUUAAAAUUUCGUUAUUAUUAUUAUUUUUCAUUCAUUUGGACUGGAUUGUAUAGAUUAGGAUAGAAACGCACAAGAUUUAUGUAAGGGGAAUAAUAUUUUUAUAUUGUCCAUACUUAACUGAUACUUAAAUUUUAUAAUUUGUUUGUUAAUAAUAACUGAAAAAUGUGAGUCAUUAAUAUACGUGGCAAAAAUGAAACUAUUUAAUUGGACAAUGUAAGAAUUCCGUAGACGCUAAAUCCGUAUAUCAUACACAUGUUCUAAAUGGCUCUCUUAUUAAUUAAAACUCCCUUCAAUAUGAUAGUGUUUAUGUAGACCAAAGCCGUUUUAAUUACUGAAUCUCAAUUUAAAAUGUUGUAAAGCAAAUAAAUAUGUCUGUGAAAUCCAAUCGUUUUGCACAUCUUUACAUUAGUAUCUAUACAGGUAUGUUAAUAGUCUUGGUGCUGUUUUAAUCACAUACAAGGAAUGUUAUAUUUUCAAAAAUUUGUUAAAUUUGGCUGACAAAUAUUUCUGCAGGAAAAACAUAUCAAGAUUUUUUAUCAAUCAUGAGAUAAAUGUUUCCCGAGACAAACAUGCACUUGCAUUUUCCGAAACAUGCGAUAAAUUUUUCAGCUAACAUUACUACGACUAUUCUGUUAUCAAUAAGUAACAUGUGUUCAUGGUCAAUUAUCUAGUGUCAGAAUUUUAGAAUUAAACAACUUUUGUUAAAAAAUAAUUAUUUGUUAGUCAAAUUUAUAGCUUUUCAUUGCUCAAGUGAUUUUUUUUAUAGAGGAUUUUAGGAGUACUGACUACUUUAUGUAAGAUUUAUUUAAAAAAGACAGUUUUGUAUAUUCGAUUAUUUUUCUGUAGUCAGUAUAAAGUGUGAAAAUCAUACUUGGAAGUGGACCUAAGUCAUGUUUAAUAGAAUUUAGCUGAUUUGAUUUGUUCGAUGUAGCGGUCAAUUAAUUAUUUUUAUGUAUAUAUUUUUAAGUAUUUGAUAAAUAUCACAGUUUCAAUUUAUAAAGCUAUAUCGAUUAAAUCUUAUUGAAUGUAAAUGAAAACAACCAUUUUAUUACUUUGUCUCAUGUUUUGUACAUAGGAUCAUAUACAUUAAUUAUCCAUUUAAAUUUGUAUAACAUUUUAUUUUAGAUUAAAUCUUAUUCAGACACAAAACGUCAAUUGUUGCAUGCUUCGUUGUUAUUUUUUUAAAUUUUAAAAAUAAUUAUACUUCAUGAUUUAUAAA